UAUAAAUCCAUUACGCCUCCCCCACCCUCUUCUUCCUCCUCCACCUCUCCACCUCCAAGCUCCUUCGAGCUCAAGCUCAUAGAGCACCGAGAAGGAGAUGGCAAAGGUGCACCCCGACGACGCCGCGCGGCCGGGAGUCACUGGGGUCGAGGAGGAGGAGCACCCAAAGCCGGCGGAGUCCACGGCGCUGACGGUGUGGCGCAAGUCGCUGCUCUUCAACUGCGACGGCUUCACCGUCUUCGACGCCCGCGGCGGCCUCGCCUUCCGCGUCGACUGCUACGGCACCUCCGGCAGCCGGCGCCGCCACGCGGAGGCCGUCGUCCUGAUGGACGCCGCGGGGGUCCCGCUCAUCACCGUGCGCCGCAGGAGGCUCAGCCUGGCGGAGCACUGGGUCGUCUACGACGGCGACGGCGGCGAGGGCGACCACGCCCCGAGGCCGCUCCUCUCCGUGCGCCGCUGCCACGCCCGCCUGCUCCGCCACGCCCACUCGUCGUCGCCCAGCAAGCAGAAGGCGCUCGCGCACAUCACGUCGCUCUCGCCGGCGCUGCCAGGGGCGUACGUCGUGGAGGGGUCGUACGCGCAGCGGAGCGUCGCGGUGCGGGACGCGCAAGGGGAGGCCGUUGCGGAGAUGCGGCGGAAGGAGUCGCCGGUGGGCGACGAGGUGUUCCGGCUCGUGGUGUCGGAUCCUCGCCGCCUUGGCGCGCCGCUGGCCAUGGGGAUCGUCAUCGCCCUCGACGAGAUGUUCGGCGGCAGGACCGGCGGUGCCUCCGCCGCUCGCUCGCUGCUGCGGAGGAGCUGGUCCAUGUAGUUAUUACAGUGAUGGCAUACAGGGCCCGCCUGUCAUCCGUGGCUAUGUGUGGCGCGCACAAGGAAAGAACAUUGAAGGAGCUAGCACACGCGGCAUGCACGCGCCAGGAAUUAGGACGAAAUGAAAUUCUUUUUUUGCUCCCUGGAGAAGAGAGGAGGAACUAUACAUGGGAGGGUUAUCAUCAAGACUUCAAGAGGGUUAUGGACUUAUUGUUAAGGAAAAUGCUUCAGGUUGCACUUGUACAUGAUGAAUUGAAUUCAGGAAUAUAUUCAUAUAUUGUACAUCGC
This is a messenger RNA of Lolium perenne, 1095 nucleotides long. RefSeq names its product protein LURP-one-related 8. Lineage: Eukaryota; Viridiplantae; Streptophyta; Magnoliopsida; Poales; Poaceae. The record is from RefSeq and is a predicted model, not a curated record.